GGGGUCCUUUAAAUCUGAUGGCGUCUUAAGCGAAGAUGUGGAGAAGAAUUUAUUAGACUUUUAUUUUUAAUUAAAUGUUAAUACAUCUUUACAAAUGCGUAGUUCAUAUUUUAAGCCACAAAAUGGCUCAAACUACAAAUACACCAAGUUUAAAGCUUCAGCAGACACGGCUGGAUCAGCCAUGUCCCUGAAGCCCCAGAAAAAUGCCCAAACUACAUAUUAUAUUGAGCUUGGAGGUUACCAGUACUGGCCUGUACUGGUGCCCAGAGGCAUCAGACUGUACACAUAUGAACAGAUCCCAGUAUAUCUGAGAGAUAAUCCAUACAUCACAGAUGGAUACAGAGCCUACCUGCCUUCCAGGCUUUGCAUUAAAAGCCUCUUCAUCCUGUCCAAUGAGACGGUAAAUAUCUGGAGCCAUCUGUUGGGAUUCCUGCUCUUCUUCUGUGUUGGGGUGUACAACAUGGUGUCGGUGCUGCCAUCCAUCGGAGCAUCGCGAGAGGAUUAUGUCAUAUACUCCAUCGGGUUGUUCUGCUUCCAGCUGUGUAUGCUUUGCUCCGUGGGCUACCACCUGUUCUGCUGCCACCGCUCGGAGAAGACCAGCCGCCGCUGGAUGGCGCUGGAUUACGCUGGCGUUUCAAUCGGCAUCCUGGGAUGCUACGUUCCAGGAGUCUUUUACACAUUCUACUGUAAUAAUUACUGGCGGCAGGUAUACCUGGUGACGGUCCUGGCCAUGAUCCUGGCCGUCUUCUUCGCUCAGAUCCACCCUCUCUACCUCAGCAAGCAGUGGAAGCAGCUGCGCUCGCUCAUCUUCUGCUCUGUAGCGGGGUACGGCCUCGUCCCGACCGUUCACUGGAUCUGGAUUACCGGAGGCUUCUCCUCCGAGCUCGUACAGGCUUUUGUUCCACGCAUCCUUGGGAUGUACUUCAUUGCGGCUUUAGCUCUUGUUUUCCAUGUUUCUAAGGUUCCUGAGCGUUACUUCCCUGGUCAGCUGAACUAUCUGGGCUCCAGCCACCAGGUGUGGCACCUUCUGCUGGUUCUGAUGUUCUACUGGUGGCACCAGUCUUCAGGCUUCAUCAUGGCCUACAGACACAGCCAGCCCUGUGCCAGUGCUCCACAGCACACGUAGCUGACUCCUCUACACAGCAGGACCCGACCCUUUGCAUGACAGCGUUCCAGUCGAAUCUGCAGACCUGAGCCGCUUCAGGGUGUGUUGGGACGAGUCUCACUCAGGAUCAACCAUCAAAAGGACAUUAAUGUCAGAAGGUCACCUCCAGAAACCCGUUCUGAGUCCAGGCAAGCAGCCAUGUCACCCACCUGGUCAUCAGGUCUUUAACAUUCUUCCAAGUGCCUGAAAAUGAUGUAGCUCCUUGGCUCAGUCCUGUAUAUUUAGACGUUUCAAUGUCCCAUCAUUGAGCUGAAUUUGAACCACUUAGUCACAGAAAGUGACCAUCAGUCAAUAAUGUUACAGGAAUGAACCCAAAGAUUGUUUUUAUUCAACAUGUUAGUAACCAGAUGUCUGUGUUUUUUGGGGGAGAAGGGGGGAAAUGUUUAAGUAAUAAACGAUUCAGAGCUGCAGAUAAAGUUUGGGGAGAAAUUCCUCCCCGUUUAGUGAACUAGAUCAGAUUUAAAGGAAAUAAUGAGCAGCUCUGCCUCUAGAGGGCACUACUGAGACACUCCAAGGGUUUUAGUGGCAGUAUUCACUUUCCUUUAUUUCAUGGUUGUAUUUUUUGAUCCUUUAUUGGGCUCAUAUGGGAGACCUUCUUCCUCCCCCUGAGUUGAUGGGAGAAGCUCUCACUGUGGAUAGAAACAGUGUUUUAUAUGUAAACAACUAAGGUAUGAUGUUCUAGGUACUAUGUUCUAGUUCAGGGGUCUGCAGCUCUUUGGAGCUUCCAAAGAUUUUACAUAUAGACUAAAUAACUGCUUAUUUAGGGUUUGAAUAAAUCGAAUUUUUUUUACCACAUAAUGACAGUAUUAGUAAUAUCAAUUUUGGUCUUCAGGUUUAUCUAAUUUUUUUAAUCAAAACGUCCCAUAGAAGAAAAUGUAAAUCCACAUGAUUGGCAAAAUUCAUGUUUUCUUUCUUGAAUUUAAUGUUGUAAAAUAAAAUGGGACUGUUCUCUAUAGUGGAUUUGAAUCAAAAAUUGAGUUAUCAUUCAAGGAAGGUAGCAGUUCUGAAGUUUUGUGUUCUGGUUUGAAUCCCACAGACUGCCUCCCUGCAGCAGAGCCCACCUUAUGUGUAAAGUUGCAUUGACAAAGAUAAUUAUGGAAUGGCUCUCUGGAUUGCAAAGGUUGCAGACCUCUGAUACGCCUCCUUUAGGGUGAUGUGCAAUGUCUCUGUUUUCUCAUAUGAACUGACUUCAUUCCAGAAUGCAGCGCCUCCAUGUUAGCUUUGGCUCCAGAGGCUGAGUGGGAGCUGAUCGGCUCUGCUAACGGUCUGAGAUUCUGAGGAAUCCAUUUUCUUCUCUCUAGCAAAAUGGGAUUUUAAAUGAUUAUUUUUCAACAUCCAUUUUUAGGUUUAAGUGAAAAUAAUCCUAUUAUAGUUAGUCACAUAUAGAAAUAUUUUAGCCAAAUUGUCCCCCUGAUAAUGAACAUCUUUGUCUUCAAACACAGCAGAUCUUUAAACCAGCUUUUUAUGGCAUUUCAGGUGCUGUUUAGAAUCUGCUUUUUUGCAGCUUUAAUUUAGAUAAUAAAAACCCACCACUGUCAUUUUUUUUUUUUUUUUUUUAUAUAGAAGAGCAGCUCCUUCAAUGUUUGUCUUUUGGGUCUCAGCUGAGCCCAACUGAUCACGAGUCUCUCAUCAUUAAACAAUAAUGGAGUUAAAAAGAUAAAAAUGCAGGCUGGUUUUGGAAUGAAAGGUUUCUGUUUUAUAGUCAAAUUUCUGAUACUGUUUGUAUUUAAAUUAUUAAUGGUCUUCAAACUGUACUGCCUAUAAAUGACGUAAAAAAUCUUUUCUUAUCUGCUGUUUAUAAAAUGACUUAUUUUGAUGCUCAAGUUUUUGUCUUUUUCUUCUCAUGACACUAUUUAAAAAUACAAAAAAACGUGACUAAUAAAAGUAAAGCUGUGUAGCUAAA
Messenger RNA from Cyprinodon tularosa, 3068 nucleotides. RefSeq names its product progestin and adipoQ receptor family member IIIa (gene paqr3a). The coding region runs from base 95 to 1126 and encodes 343 amino acids. The record is from RefSeq and is a predicted model, not a curated record. Gene Ontology annotation, molecular function: signaling receptor activity. Gene Ontology annotation, cellular component: membrane. Lineage: Eukaryota; Metazoa; Chordata; Actinopteri; Cyprinodontiformes; Cyprinodontidae. The transcript has 8 exons.